AUCCAUCCUUACAGAUUCUUUGGUCUAUCUGUCUCUGUUUAAAUAUAUUAGCUGCAACACAAAAUGGAGGUAGUGGAGUUCGUGUACUGAUGAUUACGUUCUAGUUAAAUGACUUUCCUAUUCUUUCUUGUGAUGUUAAUAUGUCCAAUGUGGAUUUAGCUAAUGGGGAAAGAGAAAGUGAAUCUAGUUCUGAAAAUGUUGACGGCGUUCCGCGAGAAGAAUUAGUAGAUCCUCGCGUCCAGAUUGAACUUGAACGGCUUAAUACUGCAACUGAUUUGAUUAAUAAGUUUGAAAUUGAAUUGGAUGAAGCAAGAUCUAAUUUUAGGCUGUUACUGAGUGAGUCUUCUUUGCGAGUGAAUCAAUUAGCUAAGAAGUUGGGCUCAUGUGUUGAAAAAGCUAGACCUUAUUAUGAAGCUCGAAUGCACGCUAAGCAGCUCCAAACUCAAACACAGAGAGCUGCCCUGCGGUAUGAAAGAGCAAGUAGUGCUCAUGCUGCAGCAAAGGAGAUGGUUUAUUUAGCAGAAGAAGGUUUGAAGAAAGAAGGAAGAUGUUUUGAUCCUGCUUGGCAAGAAAUGUUAAAUCAUGCUACUCUUAGGGUAAAUGAAGCUGAAAGUGAAAGAGUAUUGAGUCAACAUGCGCAUCAGAAAACUUCAUUAGCUUACAAUGAAGCAGAAAAAGUUGUGCAGCAACUACACCAAGAAUUGAAAAAAUCUAUUAUAAAAUCAAGUCUUUCAACACGCAGAAGCUUGCUUCAACUAAACAAUCUAGCGAAUCAACACCAGUUACAACUUUUACCUUAUUUUGAAAUGAAAGCAAAAUUCAAUCAGUUGCUUGAAGAGCAAAGGAAAAAAGUUCAUCAUUUAGAAGAAAACGUUUUAAAAGUGAAAAUGAGCUAUGCAGAUGCAUUACACAAUCUAGAAGAAAUCAGUGAUGAAAUUCAUCAAAAACGAAAAAGGCAAGAGAAUCAAAUUGUAAAUGAGAGAAGUGAAGAUGUAAGCGCAGCAUCUCCUAAUUACACAUGGGAUGGUUUGAAAAUACCGUAUCAUAAAUUUAAGAGCAACAGUGUUUCUUGUGAAGAUGUAUAUUUAGAUAACUUAAACAGUGAAGAAAUGUACAUGAGUCUUCCUGAUAAAUUGAAAGUCCCGUCUAGCAUAGUGACAACCACUUGUAAAGCAAAUAACACUCAGUAUUCUUUCCCUCAUCAGGAUAAGUGGAUGAGUAAUUUAAAUACUGAUGUUAUGUUCAUGAGUCUUCCACCUAAGUUUUUGAACUCAGGAUUAAUUGCUGCAUGCUGUCUUGGAAAUAGCGCUCAGACUAGGCUUUCAAAGUCAUCAUCUCAAGAAUCUCUUACCCGAGAAGAAAAAGAGAAAACGGAAUGUGAAAAUUAUUCCAGUGAAUUUGCCAUCUGUAGUGACAAAGUACCUAAUGGUACAGCAACAGAGUCUCAUUUUGCUGUGCAUGAUGAUUCCCAUUUUAUAAAAAAUCAGUUUAAACAUCUAGAUAUAUCAAAUGAUAAACAUCAGUUUAAUGUGAAUAAAUCUGAAAUCAAAGAUAGAUCACCUGAGAGGGAUGAAACACAUGAUCAUAAAUAUUUAGCUGCUGAUUUCAAUAUCUUAAGAGUGCAGCGGGAAGAAAUAUCAGACUCCGAAAGUUUAGCAAGUAAUGAUACUGCAGAUACUUUAGAUGAUAAUCAGAUUGAAUGUUUAUUGUUAGACAAGGUUUUGCCUCAAGAUGUGGAAGAGGGUAAUCCAGAAAACUCUUUUAAUAAUUACAAGUCCAAUGAGAAAUUUCUUGUUUAGUUACAUUCAAAAUAUCAGUUUCUAGUAAAUGUUCGAAUUAGGUCUAUCUAUCCUUCAGUGCAGUCACAGAGAUCAAGUAAUUUUUAGAACAUAUUGUAUGUAUGUAAAUAAACAAAUUUCACUUUAGCUUUAAAAAGAGUGAUAACGGGGAAAUCAGUGUCCUUUUUUAAAUGAAGUUGUACUAGUCAUUUGCUCGUAACUUAAUCACUCAUUUGUUCAUAUCAUAGACAUAUGAAGUUAUUUUGUAGCGCCGUAAUUUUUUACUGCAUAUUUUCAAAUUUAAUAUAUGAUUUUGCAUUUCUGUUUAAGAUGCGAGGGUAUGACCUGUAUGACUGUUUUUGUUUAAUUGAAGGAAAGAUUUAAUUGAAUCAAAAUGUUCUGGGAUUUAGCUGUGUAUUAUGUAUAUUUGUUGCAAUAAUUUUAAAGCAUCUUUUAAAUCUUUGUUAAUUCUGUAUAAAUUUAAGAACUGUUAUUAAAAGGUUUUAUUUUAAUUCAA
Stegodyphus dumicola is the source of this 2295-nucleotide messenger RNA. Its product is annotated as SH3 domain-binding protein 5-like. Lineage: Eukaryota; Metazoa; Arthropoda; Arachnida; Araneae; Eresidae. Gene Ontology annotation, molecular function: protein kinase inhibitor activity. Gene Ontology annotation, biological process: intracellular signal transduction. Gene Ontology annotation, cellular component: cytoplasm. The record is from RefSeq and is a predicted model, not a curated record.